AACGAGAUUUUCAACGGAGACGUAGAGAGAGACGACGACGGAGAAGGAGGAGGCUUCGUCGACAAUGCGAGAAUGGCUCAGUAUAGACAAUCAGGAACGGAGAGGUUUUUGGGAGGUCGAAGCGGUUACAAUCCUUAUGUCAACGGCGGAGCUUCGUCAGAUCAUGUAGCGAUCGGGAUCCGUAACGGCGGUGGUGGUAAUUUCGGAGUUGUAAAUCAGCACGGGAAAGCUAGUCGAUGGCGGCGAUCUACUCGAUUAGAUAGGAAUCGUCGUUGCGGUGUUGGCUCUUUGGUGUUUGUUCUUUGUGUUGUGCUCGUUGUUUGUGUCUCUGCUUACUAUUAUUUCUCCGGUUAUACUAAUUUUCGCAAAGAUGAUAAAGGAAUUGAUACAUCUGAAGGUGAUUUUCUAACGAAUGUGUCAAGAACUGAUCCAUUGAAAAUACUUAAGUUUGGUCAUGGUUCAGUGUUACAUGGACGAGAUUCGAGAGAUUGGGAUAAGGAUGAUAGAAGAAGGGAUGAAGAUUAUAAUGAGGAUGAUGUAGAGGAUAAAUCUGUUGUUGAGGAGAGGUCAGUGUCUGAAGUGAAAAAGGAUGUAUCGCUGCGGAAUCCUUUGAAGGGUUCAGAUUGGAAGGGGGUUGGUUUUUAUAAUGAAGCUGGACGUGAUGAGCUGAAGAAAUAUGAAGUGGAGUAUCAGGCUUCUCUUGUAAAAGGUGGUCAAUCUUUGAAGGAGAAUGAUGGGCAUCAUCAGCCAUUUGAUACAGAAUCUAAUGAAGAUGAUUCAAUUGAUUCUCAUGAUACUCAAGGGGAUGAAUAUGUUGAUAUGGGGCAUGAUGGGGAUGAAAAUGAAGAAUCACACAAAGAUAAUCAUAAGCACAAUGAGGAUGGUGCUGAAGAAUCACACAAAGAUAAUCAUAGGCACAAUGAGGAUGGUGCUGCUGAAGAAUCUCACAAAGAGAAUGCAUCUGUUUUUCUUCAUUCCACGACCAAGCAUCAGAAAGUUGAAAAGAUUCAUGGAGCAACUUCAAAAAGAUCACGUGGGAAGUCUUCUGUUGUUGGUGCGGGUGGUAAGUCGGGGAAAACAUCACAAGCUGAUACAAAAAGACGAGCGCGAAGUCACAGAUUUUCAGGCGUAUCUUGUGAGAUGAAGCUGUUGAAUUCCAGUCAACAAAUAAAAGAGCCUUUGAAAACUCAAAAUUUUGCUGCACCCUCCUUACAAUACAUACAGAUGGAGGAUAAACCUGAUGGAGAAGAACACUGGGAGCCUAAAUUUGCAGGUCACCAGAGUUUACAGGAACGAGAAGACUCUUUCUUGGUUCAAGAGCAGAAAAUCCAUUGUGGCUUUGUCAAAGCCCCUGAAGGAUUGCCAAGCACUGGAUUUGACCUGACAGAAGAUGAUGCUAACUAUAUCAGUAAAUGUCAUAUUGCUGUGAUAUCCUGUAUCUUUGGAAAUUCUGAUCGCUUGAGGCAUCCUGCUAAUAAAAUGGUAAGUAGUUUUUCAAGAAAAGAUGUUUGCUUUGUUGUGUUUGUGGACGAGAUUACCAUGCAAACACUUUCUGCCGAAGGCCAAGCACCCGACGGAGCUGGAUUCGUUGGUCUGUGGAAAUUGGUUGUGGUGAGGAAUCUUCCUUACGCAGAUAUGAGGAGGGUAGGGAAAAUACCAAAACUGUUACCACACAGACUUUUCCCUUCGGCAAGGUACUCAAUCUGGUUAGACAGCAAGUUACGUCUCCAGUUGGACCCCCUAGUCAUUUUGGAAUACUUUCUGUGGCGUGAUGGGCACGAGUAUGCUAUCUCCAAUCAUUACGACCGCCAUUGCCUAUGGGAAGAAGUUGCACAAAACAAGAAGCUGAACAAGUACAAUCACACUGUCAUUGAUCAGCAGUUUGAGUUUUACCAGUCUGACGGGCUGACGAGAUUCAAUGCUUCAGAUCCCAACAAGCUUCUUCCCAGCAAUGUUCCAGAAGGGUCUUUCAUAGUACGGGAACAUACUCCCAUGUCAAACCUAUUCUCCUGUCUUUGGUUCAACGAAGUUGAGCGCUUCACUCCCCGAGACCAGCUGAGCUUUGCAUACACCUACCAGAAAUUAACAAGGAUGAAUCCUGACACUCCAUUUAAUCUUCACAUGUUCAAGGAUUGCGAGAGGAGAAAAAUCACCAAAUUGUUUCGUCACAGAUCAGAAGAGAAGCGAAACCUUAUACAAGCAGCAACACAAUAACAGACCACUUUUUGAAUGCUGUAUAGUAUCGCAGCUGUACUGACUGUGAGUAAGAGUAAAAUACCACAGUUAUU
Arabidopsis arenosa is the source of this 2288-nucleotide messenger RNA. NCBI's taxonomy places the organism in Eukaryota, Viridiplantae, Streptophyta, Magnoliopsida, Brassicales, Brassicaceae. The record is from the annotation of a GenBank genome assembly.